Molecule: messenger RNA, 399 nt
Organism: Cryptomeria japonica (Japanese cedar)
Lineage: Eukaryota; Viridiplantae; Streptophyta; Pinopsida; Cupressales; Cupressaceae
Exons: 1
Coding region: 1-399 (132 amino acids)
Molecular function (GO): nucleic acid binding
Source: RefSeq, a predicted model, not a curated record
AUGUUAGGUGACAACAAAAGGGCAUGGGAUUCAAAGCUAAAUUUGGCAGUGUGGGCAGAUAGAGUAACAAUCAAGAAAUCCACUGGGUUUCCUCCUUAUCAGCUUGUUUAUGGUAAAGAAGCAAGGUUGCCUUUGAACAACCUGCUCCCAGUGUAUAAAUUUGUCUCAGAGGAAUAUUUAGAAGAUGUUGAUUUCAUGGAAGACAGCUUGGUCCAGUUGAUUGAAUUGGAUGAGUACAGAAGAGAGGCUCGGGAACAAAAUAUACAUAAGCAGAAGAUGGUAAAAGCAUUACAUGAUAAGAAAGAUUCUAUUAGGUCCUUUGAGGAAGGAGAGUGGGUGCUCAAGUGGAAUUCAAAAGAUCAGGACAAGGGCAAGCAUGAAAAAUUUGAAGCACUUUAG